GAUCCGGAUAAGCUGUUCCUGGCAGAAGCCGAGAACCUGGAGGUCCUUGAGCACCGAUGGAUCCUUGAGGGAAUUGAGGAACGUCUAGUAGAGAAGUACGCCGUGUAGUCUGCGCAGUGUAUUAUCAGCGCUGUAAGCUUGCAAUUGGGUUGCAAUAUAGAAGAUCAACAUAGCACCCAAAAUGGAGGACUACCAUCCCACGCAGUACUUCGCACUGGUUGCCUGAUCUACGUAGCCGGUCAAACGAUAGUCCUAAAGCCAAUUUUAUGACAGUCCUUCAAUCCAUCGUGUUGGUACCUGUGGCAGGUGGUUCGAUCCUGGUCCUGGUCUGCGCGGGCGGACUGCAGCUGAUGUGCCAAGCGUAAGCUUCAUAAAAUGAUGACCACCAUGACGAAAACGAUAAGCUCUGGUCCAGCGGAAUGUGAAGCAGAUCCGCCGGUGGCCUUGUUAUCAAAAUCGCCAUUUGAGACGACAACGACUUCUUUGCCCCUGCAGCUGGCGCUUGGAGCAUGUUGUUGUCAUAGUGGUACUGCUCGAGCUUCGAGGUCCUCCAAAACUUCCCCGCCCUUUCCGUCCAAUCCUUUUCAUCCAUCUUCCGCGGGUCGCACCGCCCCCAAUGCGCUGGAAUGCGCCUCAAUCCUCACCAGCAGGACUAUCAAAGCCAUCGAUCGAUCUUCGAGUCAGGUUAAACGCGACUGCGGAAGUGAGAGGGGAGCGCGCAGCCUGCGAAACAGCCUACACGGGCGUGGUCCGGUCCAUUCACCACCAAGUUCUCGCAAUUGUCAUUUCAAACGCCCUCUUGUGUACUACGGCUUAGGACAAGGCAAAUAUCUGUGCUCCGCCCUGGCCUCAUUGCCUUGUUCAAGCGUCUUCAAUAGCAUUGCGCCCCAGAUGGUGUGCUUCCAUGCAAUCGAUUCUCCAAUGGAAUGCGGCGUCUCCACCACCCUCGCCAGCAUCCUCCUCGUUCGACAGAUGCAUCUUCUCCCGUUCGAGACCAUGGCUUGCUCACUCAUCAUUUCCUUUGUUAUUUUGUGGCCUUGGGCAUCUGCUCGAUGUCCAGGUCCCUGAUGCACGUGCGGGAGCACGACUGUCGCCUUCCGCGACUCUGCCACGAGCGGCCUCAAGACAUCCGAAAG
Molecule: messenger RNA, 1136 nt
Organism: Macroventuria anomochaeta
Lineage: Eukaryota; Fungi; Ascomycota; Dothideomycetes; Pleosporales; Didymellaceae
Exons: 1
Coding region: 376-1068 (230 amino acids)
Source: RefSeq, a predicted model, not a curated record